AUGGAAGCAGCAACGCUUGGGACGUCUCUCCCAGUUCCCUGUGUUCAGGAGCUGGCAAAGGAGUCACUAACCACAGUCCCAACAAGAUAUUCGCGUGACCCUCCGAUCAUAAGCGACAUUGCUGCAGCUUCUUCACCCCAGAUUCCAGUUAUUGACAUGCAAAGAUUGAUUUCUGAACAAUUCAUGGAUCUAGAGCUGGAUAAGUUGGACCAUGCGUGCAAAGAAUGGGGUUUCUUCCAGUUGAUAAAUCAUGGAGUGAAUGAUUCAUUGGUUAACAAAGUGAAGGGGGAGAUUCCAGAGUUUUUCGACCUCCCAAUGGAAGAGAAAAGGAAGUAUUGGCAAACAGCAGGAGAAAUGGAGGGAUUUGGACAAGCUUUUGUUGUGUCUGAGGAGCAGAAGCUUGAUUGGGGAGACAUAUUCUACAUGGUCACUCUUCCAACUCAUGAGAGGAAACCUCAUUUAUUCCCCAAGCUUCCUCAACCACUCAGGGUUAUUUUACUUUGCUAG
Messenger RNA from Dovyalis caffra, 507 nucleotides. Lineage: Eukaryota; Viridiplantae; Streptophyta; Magnoliopsida; Malpighiales; Salicaceae. The record is from the annotation of a GenBank genome assembly.